Molecule: messenger RNA, 732 nt
Organism: Caenorhabditis briggsae
Lineage: Eukaryota; Metazoa; Nematoda; Chromadorea; Rhabditida; Rhabditidae
Gene: Cbr-dnj-23
Product: Protein CBR-DNJ-23
Exons: 4
Coding region: 1-732 (243 amino acids)
Cellular component (GO): nucleus; cytoplasm
Molecular function (GO): heat shock protein binding
Source: RefSeq, a predicted model, not a curated record
AUGUUUCUGGAGGAUUGCAAAAAACAUUUUGACACAGAAUGUCUCUACGAACUUCUCGGCGUGCAGAAGGAUUGUGAUGGGAAAGAACUGAAAAAGGGCUAUUACCGCCAAUCAAUGCGCUGGCAUCCGGAUAAAUCGAAUCUUGGUGAAGAGGAAAAGCAAACCUACACGACCAAGUUUCAACUUCUCAACAAGGCCUACCAAAUCUUGUCGGAUGACGAAAGAAGAAAGAUUUAUGAUGAAACGGGCUCGGUCGACGAUGAAGAGCUUAAUGAAGACGUUUUGAAGGCAUGGAGAAAGAUUUUCAAAAAAGUAACAAAAGAAGAUAUCGACAACUUUAUGAAGACAUAUCAAGGAUCUAGAGAACAGAAGGACGAGCUGAUAAUGCACUACAACAAAUGUAAGGGAGACAUCUCCAAAAUUCAAGAAUAUGCUAUCGGAUACGAAAGCAUUGAGGACUUGAAAGCUGCUGUGGAUUCCUUAAUUGAAGACGGUGAAAUUGAGAAGACCAAGAAAUACGAGACGAGCACAACGGAGAAAAAGAUGAUUGCUUACAAACGAAAAGCCGAGAAGGAGGCCUCUGAAGCUGAGAAUCUCACGAAUAGUGAUGCUGAUCUCAUGGCUCUAAUCAGAGGUCGCCAGAAAAAGCGCGAAGAGAAAAAUGAUUCGUUCCUCGACGCAUUGGCAGCGAAAUAUGCACCUUCUUCCUCCAAAAAGGCAAAACGGCAGUAA